Messenger RNA from Diceros bicornis minor, 957 nucleotides. RefSeq names its product olfactory receptor 10AC1-like. Gene Ontology annotation, cellular component: membrane. Gene Ontology annotation, biological process: G protein-coupled receptor signaling pathway. Bases 1 to 957 code for a protein of 318 amino acids. The transcript has a single exon. The record is from RefSeq and is a predicted model, not a curated record. NCBI's taxonomy places the organism in Eukaryota, Metazoa, Chordata, Mammalia, Perissodactyla, Rhinocerotidae. Gene Ontology annotation, molecular function: G protein-coupled receptor activity; olfactory receptor activity.
AUGGACAGCCCCGGCAACGCCACCGCGCCCUGCGGCUUUCUCCUCCAGGGCUUCUCCGAGUUCCCGCGCCUGAGGCCCGCGCUCUUCCUGCUGCUGCUGACCGUGCACCUGGCCACCCUGAGCGGGAACCUGCUCAUCCUGGCGGCCGUGGCCUCGGUGCCCAGCCGGCCGCCCAUGCUGCUCUUCCUGGGCCAGCUGUCAGCCAUCGAGCUCUGUUACACGCUGGUGGUGGUACCCCGCUUUCUGGCCGACCUGGCCGCGCCGGGCCUCGGCAGGGGCAAGGGCAGCCCCAUCUCCUUCCUGGGCUGCGCUGUUCAGAUGCAGAUGUUCGUGGCGCUGGGCGGGGCCGAGUGCUUCCUUCUGGCAGCCAUGGCUAUCUGUCACCCGCUGCACUACAUGGCCAUGGUGACCCCAGGGCUGUGCGCUCGACUGGGCCUGGCCUGCUGCCUCGGGGGACUGGCAGUGUCCGUGGGGCUCACGGUGUCCGUGUUCCACCUGCCUUUCUGCGGCCCCCGCCUGCUGGUGCAUUUCUUCUGCGACAUCACGGCGCUGCUGCACCUGGCCUGCAUGCGGAGCUACGCCGAUGAGCUGCCCCUGCUGGGCACCUGCCUGGUGCUGCUGCUGCUGCCCUCGGUGCUCAUCCUGGCCUCCUACGGCGCCAUCGCCGCUGCCCUGCGCCGCCUGCGCUCCCCCGGGGGCCGGCGCAAGGCCGCCUCCACCUGCAUGUCGCACCUGGCAGUCACCUUCUUGCACUAUGGCUGCGCCACCUUCAUGUACGUGCGGCCCAAGGCCAGCUACUCCCCGCGGCGGGACCGAACGCUGGCGCUUGUCUACACCAACGUGACGCCGCUCCUCUACCCUCUCAUCUACAGCCUGCGCAACCGCGAAAUCACUGCCGCCAUCAGCAGGGUGCUGGGGCGGUGGCGGCUGGGCCAAGCGCUGGGUCAGGGGCUGUGA